AUGAGAAGAUUCAAGGUUCGUGAGCAAAUGAAACCUCGGAAUGAAAGUAAAAAAAUAUUUAAAAUCGAAUUUCAUAAAAUUGAGACGGGAUUAAAUCCACUUUUCCUUUGGAUUGGAAUUGCAUGGUGCAUUUCGAAAGUAUUGCAAUGGAUGACGUUAAGUGAACACACAGUUUGGGAGAUAGGAUGGAGCCGGUUUCUUAAUUUAUACGGUGAUGACACAUUCAAUUUAAUUGUACACGGUACAAGCAACCUUUCUUUCAUAUUGGUUGUGACAUUUAGUGGGUUAUUUUUAUUUAUGGACCUGACACUCAAGCCUGAAACGUUUAGGAAGUAUAAAGUUCAACCACACACAAAUGAGCCUCUUGAGUAUAAAAAGCUUCGGAAGCUUCAUCACGAAUGGACAUCAAGCAUUGCUAUUAUUGCACUUUAUUCGCAUCCAUUCGAACAUUUUCUUGUUAAUCUUGGAAGCGUGUUUGGUGGAAUUAUCAUUUCAGGUUGUCAUAUUGCAACUGCUUGGAUUUGGCUAGGACUUUUAUUGAUAUCAACACUUGCUGAUCAUUCAGGGUAUCAUGUUCCAUUUUUACAUUCUUCAGAGUUUCAUGAUUAUCAUCAUUUAAAGUUUAAUGUGAAUUAUGGGGCGACAGGUCUGAUGGAUUACUUGUUUGGUACCGAUAAAGUUUUCCGUCAUACUAUCAACGACAUUCGUCAUCGAACUUUAUAUACUUUCAAGUCAGCCCGAGAACUGUUUCCCGACCCAUCAAACCAAAAAGAUGAAUAA
Molecule: messenger RNA, 780 nt
Organism: Clunio marinus
Lineage: Eukaryota; Metazoa; Arthropoda; Insecta; Diptera; Chironomidae
Source: the annotation of a GenBank genome assembly